GUUACUUUGGUUCAAAUGGUUCCAAUUUCUUCUUCUCAAGAUGAUUAUGUUCUCACUCCUGAAGAUCUUCCAAGUUCAUCUCCUUUGUUAAUUUAUACCGCUACCGUGGUACCCAUUUCAUAUAUUCCUGAUAAUCAAGGUGGACGAGAAAGUUUUGUAAUGGCGAGAUGGUUAUAUAACAGGGUCACUAAUAAUAAAAAUGUUGAGUCAAAAACAGUCAUGUCUGUCAUAGAGCGUUUGAAAAUUGGAUCAAAAAAACUUCCCUAUAUUCUCGCUUCUAACAUUGAAUGGACAUAUGUUUCUAGUGAUUUCCAGCCCUCAAGUACUACAAGUAACACAAGAGUAACUUCAGAAGUUGAACUUGAUGUACAUCUUGACAGUAUUGAAGAAAAGUAUGCUACGCUAACAUCCCAACUCCCACAAAAAAAACCGAGAAUUAAUCUGCAUAACCCAUUGGAUAAUAAACAUUUAAAUGAUAAAACCACAUCUCUUAAUUUUGCUGACCUUAUUUUACAAAUCCAAAAAGGGCCUCCUUCUGCUGGAACAACCUAUGCAGAACCCUUCUCGUCAACUGCUAAUUAUGAAGAUGAUACCCUUAUAAAUGAUAAUGAUUCUAUUGAGCCUUCUCAUGUUCAACCUCAGAAUACAAAACCUGAUACUAAAGGUAAACGUGCUCGCACUACAAAAAAAUAA
Molecule: messenger RNA, 693 nt
Organism: Dentiscutata heterogama
Lineage: Eukaryota; Fungi; Glomeromycota; Glomeromycetes; Diversisporales; Gigasporaceae
Source: the annotation of a GenBank genome assembly